UUUGUUGGGUUAUUCAGCUAACUUUUAAAAUUCGAGAUCGGCUUCUAGACAUUUGUUUGAGUUGUUCAGCGAUUAGCCAACUAAGUUAAAGUUAACUUUAAACGUUAUUUCCGCUUCUAGGCUUUUCUCUGCGUUUCUCUGCGCUGGUCAGCUAACGUUAACUAGCGGUUGUCUUACAGAGGAAGCCGCUCACACCAUGGUGAACAUCUCCAUUCUGAGGGUCGAGAGCCCGUCCUGCAUCUGGGGUCGGUUUGUGCAGGAUCCCGGCAGUGGCACAGACCAGUACGACCGACUGCAGGCCCAGAUGAACCUCUUCUACAAGGACGUGACUCAGGACCUGCGCCAUCUGAAGCCCACCUCGUUGGAGGAGGGACAGGUGUGUGUGGUGUACUGGUCGUGGAUGAAGUCCUGGUGUCGGGCCGUGGUGGAGUCGAUCGUGAUGGACUCCGUGUCCUCUCAGGCUCGCUGCCUCCUGGUGGACCAAGGAGAGCAGCUUAUUGUCCCCUCAGACCAAGUCCGUAGCUGUGCUCUUUCUCCGGGCUUUGAUUCUGUGGAACAUCCUGCGGCUCCCUCCACGCCUCAGAAACCACAACAUGAGCCACAGACCUCUGAAGGAGGCACCGGGUCAAAGGUCACGCAGGAACAGAACCGCUCGGCCGCUGCGGAGAGCGUCUCGAGGUCAGCAGAGAGGACGCGGAGGAACGAAGAGGAGUGGGCCUGUUCAUGCCUUUUGGAGUGGUUGAACCCGAAGCCCCCGAUUGCCGACUCGGAGGCAGCAGACGACGCGGUAAACAGGUUAAAGCAUCAAGGCGGUGCAUGGUUAACCAAUCGGGGACAGUCAUCCUGGCAAACCCCUCCCUCUGCUGGAUGUGCUGCAGAAGGAGCGUCGGCGAUGGCAGAACUCAGCGGGGUUUAUUAUUUACUGUCUCGUAUGUCUUCUGUCUCCAUCUUCUCCUCCCUCACCUCAGGCACAGGGCCCAUAGUGGUGCUGUUGUGUCAAGGCUGGAAGAAAGCUCAGGUGGUCUACGGCCUGCUGGAGGACAUGAAGGUGGCCCCGGUCCUCCACCCGGCCAUCUUGCUGCUUGGCGUCGGCAAAGACGAGGCCAAGGCCGUCAAGAUCCCCAAAGACUAAGUGGAGAACUGCCUGCUCUUAGUGACCACUCCCUUCAGUCUGGUCCGUCUGCUGUCCAGCCACUGCUUCCUAUUCCUGCGUCUCUACCACCUCGUGCUGGACGAGGCCGACUGGCUCUUCACUGUCGCCCCAGAUCAGAUGGCAGCCAUUUUGGAGCAUUUCCAGAAGGAGGCGUCCAGCGAGGAGAAGGCUUCCUGUCCUCUGCAGCUCGUCGCCGCGGCAAGAAGGUGGACCGGUCACAUGGAGGGUUUGGUAGCCAAUUAAAUGCCAUACCCUUGCAUUGUUGUGACUGUCCCUGAGGAAGCUGUUCUCUAUGGUAACGUUCAGCAGGUCGUCCUCAUGACUCUGGGGAGCAGUAAGAUCUCAGUGCUGUUGGGUGCGUUGGAUUUCAACCCCGUCAUCGGCCAGAAGACUGUGAUUGUAGCAGACUCUGCUGAGGAGGUUGAAGACGUGUGGAAGGCUAUGAGCAGCAGGUCUGUAUUCUGCCUCAAGACCCACGAGCGGUUAACACACAACUUUGACUUCGUCAUCGAGCAGUGGGGGAACGCCAUCGGCCCCAGAACCCACGUCAUUCUGGUGACCACCACCCAGUGUCUGAAGUCCCUGGGAGUCAGAGACUCGUUGUGCGUCAUCCACUACGGCUUCCCCGCGUCUCCCAAACUGUUCGGCGACCGGCUGUCCUGUAUGGCCAAGAACUUCAGAAACCUCUCGGAGCGCGGUUCCUCCGAGGACCAGCCUCGGCUCACCAGGUCGGUGCUGCUGAUCUUUGAGAGGAACACCACUCACAUGGUCGGAGUUGUGGGCUACCUGCAGCGAACCGUCACCCCGCUGCCCCCCGAGCUGCUGUCCUUCGUUCGGGGGGUCCAGUUGGCCCGGGAGGACCAUAAGGCCGACAGGCCUCUAUGCAGCUACUUCAAGAGCUUCGGCGUCUGCAGAGACCGCAGCGUGUGUCCCAACCGUCACAGAUUCAUCACCAAGCUGGACGAGUCGCUGCUUCCUUCCUCGGGACUCAAAGAGGUCUUGCCUCUGCAUGUCAAGACGGCAUCGGUGUUCUACGGCCGCCUGGUGGAGGAGGGCCGAGGAGGCUUCCAGAGCUUGGCGGCAGAGAUGUCGGCUUUCUACGCCGACAAGAAACCCGGAGCUGAGGAGGUGCUGCAGGGCGGCCUGUACGCUGUCCAGGAGGACGAAGUCUUCCACAGGGUGGAGGUCCUGUCCCCCCCCCCCCACCCCAGAGCCGACCAGCUGUUCUUUUCCGUCUUCGUUCGGUUUAUCGACGUGGGAAACAAGGAGGAGGUCAAAUCCCAUCAGGUCCUCCAGCUGCCGGAGCGGUUCUGCUCUUUGCCCGGCCAGGCCGUGGAGAUGGUGGUCUGCCGGGUCAACCCGAGCGACGGCGAGAUCGACUGGCACCCCGAGGUCACCAGAGCGAUCAGCCAGAAGAUCCAAGGCCUGCAGCACCGAGCCAGAGCCGUGUUCAGUCUGGGAAACACCGUGUUUGUUGAUGCCAUGGUCCUUCUGACUCAGGUUCCGGGUAUGAAAACUGUGAUCAAUGAAUACAGCGUGCAGGCGGAGAUCCUGAACACUGGGAUGGGAGUCACCAACCAGGAGCACCUGAACCUGCUGCGGGCGCUCCGCCGGGACGCCGAGGAGGCGGGUCACGCAUCAGAGUCUGAUGACGCGCCACCGUCUCUGGCGGUCGGGAUCGAGGCUGAGGUGGAGGUUCUGGCCGGAGCCUUCAGAGCGGCCGAGGUCGACCCGCUCGCUGAGCUUUCUCCCCUCGAGCUGAUCCCGGUGUGUGGUCAGACACCCCCGCGCGACGGCCGGGCCGCCGUCGGACAGAAAAGCCUCCACACGGCUGAUCUGAAGUCUGCUGAGCAGACCACGAGUUUCCACCCCCUUGCCCACUGGUACCAGACGUCCCGCUUUGCCAUUGUGACGGUAAAGCUGAGGAACCCGGAGAACCAUUGCUGUGACUUCUACCCCGACCGGGUGGUCUACAGUGCCAGAGCCGACGGUCGGACCUACAGAGCCGACCUGCAGCUUCAUGGUGACGGCAUUGCUGACCGCUGCUGCUGCUGGGAGAUGAAGUCCAACGAGCCAGUCCUCCGACUGGUCAAACAGCAGCCGGGACACUGGGAGCGACUCCUGAGGAGCAAGAACAUCUUUGUGAGCUACGACACCGACCACAUCGAAGAGGACGAAGACGGAACCCCAAACGGCCCGUGCUUCGUCGAGGACUUGGGAAAGGACAACUGGUACGUGAACCUGGAGAGUGGCAGUGAGAGCGACUGAAGAUGAGACCGACGGGACAACACCCCCACUCCACUCGAGCCUUUGGAAAACAAGAAGGAAGAGUUUGGGGGUUGACAAAGGCGCGUAAAAUGCCAGAAAGCGCGAUAACGGUUAUUGAAGAACAUUCGGUGCAACUCGUUCAAACACUGUUAUAAAUAUUACUGUUGUAAUACAAACUCAUGUAAUGCCAAAGUUCAGGGCCUUGAUUACUUAUUAAAGACUAAUUCAAAAUAUCA
This is a messenger RNA of Gasterosteus aculeatus aculeatus (three-spined stickleback), 3657 nucleotides long. The record is from RefSeq and is a predicted model, not a curated record. NCBI's taxonomy places the organism in Eukaryota, Metazoa, Chordata, Actinopteri, Perciformes, Gasterosteidae.